AUGUCCAACAGCUGUAAGCCAAAGUCUUGGAGCUAUGGGAGUGACAUCCACAGGCUGCUGCUGGCUGCUGAAGCUGGGCAGAAGGCUGAUAUUCUGACCUAUUCCUCAGGCCAUCUGGGGCCGCGCAGCCUGGACCGGCCUCACGGGGAGACAAAGCAGUUUUUCUGGAGGAUGUCUCAGAGCCUAAAAGAAACUCCGACCUCCCUGACACUCCAGAAGAGACAGACAAAGACACUACCUGAUCUAAAGAGGAAGGAAACAAAAGAGCCUCCCUCAGAGUUCACCACUGUAGAGUCUGAGGUGUUGGGAGCAAGACAAGAUCAAUCUGCUGAGCAUUCAUCACAUGCAGACAGAAGGGAAGAUAUAAGGCUACCUGAGAUACUUUAUCCUUCCUUAAACUCUUCCUCGGCCCAGCUGAGAGCCUGUUCUCAGAAGAAGUCCAACUCUUCAUCUGAUACGGAGAGCAAUCAUCAGUUUUGCCCGAGCCAUUCUGACCAGGAAGGCCUGAGUAUUAAAGACCAGCAAGAAAUAAAACAACAGCUUGGAAGGCAAAUCUUAGCCAAGCCAGAUCUCUGGGCUGGAACAAAUGUUGCUGAAACGCAUGAGACGAAACUGCAAAAGGAGUUGAGUAAGUUGUCAGCGCAGAGCAGGCCCAGCAGAGAGCGCCUUGCGGUGUUCAGUGACGUCUUUGAUGAUGUAUGUGAAGGCUCGCCAGUAUUUGGACGCAUCCUGAGGGAAAUUAAGACUGAUUAUGAUUUGUAUGUCAACGACUUGAUGACUUUCCAUUCAUCUCCACACAAUAUGUCGCUCAAUACUUCACUUAAAGAUCUUGGAAAUGACAAUAUAAGUGAAACGGAAUUCAGUGAUGCUGAAAAAGAGGUUUGCAGGCUGGAGCAGGAGGCCAGAAGAGCUCUAGAGGAGAAUAAACGAGCCCGUAAUGAAUUGCGGAGCCUCCAAGCUAUUACAAGCCCAGAGGACGGUGACAUGAAAAAUACAUCUCUGUCAGGGCUGCGGCAAGACAGUGAAACUGCCGUCGUCCGCACUGACGGCGUCCAAUUCAGGAGGCUUCAAGUGUUGAACACGUGGGAGGAGAUCCAACAGUUGGAGAAGGAGAUUAAGGAGAAGCUGGUGCCCACUGCGACAACCGCUGCCACUGAAAGACGCAUCAAAGAUCAAAAGCUUGAGAUAUUGAAACUGAUAGCCUCAAAUGAUCGUCUAAGGACCAUUAACAAGGAUCUAGAAAACAAGAUCAAUGUGGUGCUAAACAGAGAGAAGGCAAGCAAGGCCAUAAGACGGAUGUUGUGGGAUGAAAUAUACCGUGAUCUACAAACAGAGCGUGAAUAG
Stegastes partitus (bicolor damselfish) is the source of this 1344-nucleotide messenger RNA. RefSeq lists its product as uncharacterized. NCBI's taxonomy places the organism in Eukaryota, Metazoa, Chordata, Actinopteri, Pomacentridae. The record is from RefSeq and is a predicted model, not a curated record. The transcript has 9 exons. The coding region runs from base 1 to 1344 and encodes 447 amino acids.